Molecule: messenger RNA, 2265 nt
Organism: Naegleria fowleri
Lineage: Eukaryota; Heterolobosea; Eutetramitea; Acrasida; Naegleriidae
Exons: 4
Coding region: 1-2265 (754 amino acids)
Molecular function (GO): pseudouridylate synthase activity
Source: RefSeq, a predicted model, not a curated record
AUGCUCAACAACAACUCGCAAAGAAGACUCUUUUCCAUCCGAGAUCAUUUGCUUUCCUCUCGUGUUCAUCAAUUAGCAAAUGCCAUUUCUUCAAGCACCAACAAUAGUACCAAUGAACAUGCUUCAAAUAUUGUUUCUGUUAGUGGUGGCCAAUCAUCAGCCUCGAAGAAUUCUUGGGAUGAUUAUUUGGUAAAGGCUAAAAUUCAUCCCGAUGUAAAGGAUGCUCUUGCUCAAAAUAAGCCUGUUGUAGCACUUGAGUCAACCAUUAUUAGCCAUGGAAUGCCAUAUCCAAAGAACGUAGAAACAGCCAAACAAGUUGAAGAUCAAAUUAGAAAGAACGGAGCAAUCCCAGCCACCAUUUGUAUUUUGGAUGGAAUAAUUCAUGUAGGAAUUAACGAGCAAGAAUUAGAUCGAUUUGGUAAAUUAGGACAAGAAAAGAAGAUAACUAAAUGCUCCAGACGAGAUGUCGCUCUUGUAUGCAGUCAAAAAUCUCAUGGAGCAACAACAGUCAGUGCAACCAUGUUGUUAGCACACAGAUUCGGUAUUCAUGUGUUUGUGACUGGUGGUAUUGGCGGUGUUCAUCGCGUACUAUCGACUAACGAGGUUGAUCCAAUGGAUAUUAGCACAGACUUGACAGAAUUAGGUCGAACUCCAACAUGUGUUGUCUCAGCUGGAGUGAAAUCAAUAUUAGAUAUUCCAAGAACUCUUGAAUACUUGGAAACACAAGGAGUUACAGUAGCCUCAUAUCAAACGGAUGAAUUUCCUGCAUUUUUUACCUCGAAAAGUGGAUGCAAGUCACAAUGUAGAUUAGAUUCUCCUUUAGAGUGUGCGAAAUUAGUUAGUGCUAACCUUCAACUUGGUCUUAAUUCUGGUGUACUGAUUGCAGUACCAAUUCCUGAACGUUUGGAAGCAAAGUCUGCUCAGUUAAACAAGGCGAUAGAACAAGGCCUUUUGGAAGCAAAACAAAAAAACAUCAAAGGAAAAGACGUGACUCCAUUCUUAUUGCAGCGUAUCAACGAACUUACACAAGGUGACAGCCUUAGAGCCAAUAUUGAAUUGAUAUUGAACAAUGCUCGUGUUGGUGCACAAAUUGCUGUUGAACUAAGCAAGAUUCAGCAAAUGAACAAUAAAUAUUGGAGUGGCUUAUCUAGUCAUGCUGUAGUAGAUCUAGAUGAUACGAACGAAAGACAUCCAAGUGACCACAAAUCGUCAUUACUUUCUCGUGUAUCUUCUGUUUUGUCAUCACCCAAAAGAGAAAUCAUAGCGAUUGGUGGUUCUGUCAUGGACGUAACAUGUACACCUAUGGAAGGUGCUAAACUGAUUCUAAAAACAUCUAAUCCUGGAAAAAUUACUCUCAGUAAUGGAGGUGUAGCUCGUAAUGUUUGUGAAGUGAUCUCUCGUUUACUAUCCUCAAGCUUGGACGCGAAACAUCUUCCUCUAAAUUUUAUAACAUCGGUUGGAUUGGAUGCCUUUGGACAUUCUCUGAAAGAACACAUUAGAAAAGAUUUGAGAGUUCAACAACCUGAAAAAACCAUUCUGCUCAACAGAAAUAAUAGAACUGCCAUUUACAAUUGCCUUAUGGAUGACACUGGCGAACUGGUGGCAGCUGUUGCAGAUAUGUCUAUUUUGACAGACGUCAACACCACAAAGCAUAUUACGAAUACCCUAUCACACAUGAUUAAGGAAAAACGAGCUCCAUUAAUAUUUUUAGAUAGUAAUUCAUCGGUAGAGGCCAUGAAUAAUAUUGGAAGAAUUAUUGAAAAUACACAAGCAGAAUUGUAUUUGGAUCCUACAUCCGUUCCAAAAUCAAAACAUGCUGUACUUGCUGGUCUCUUACCACUCGUCACUUUUAUCAAGCCAAACGAACACGAAAUAUUCAGUAUUGUGGAAUGUUUUUUAGGAAGGACAAUUAAUAAGAAUGAAAUAAGUGUUGAAGAGUGCCUUCAAAUUUUGCUCACAAAAGCAAAAGUAAGCCAUGUUCUUUUAACUCAAGGACCACAAGGUGUUAAACAUGCCACCCUUAUAAACGGGAGAGUGACCAUACAAUCCUAUGCUGCUCUUCCGAAACGCCCUCAUUUGUCUGAACCUAACGCCAAUGUGACUGGUUGUGGCGAUAAUUUUAGUGGUGCGUUCAUAUUCUCAAGGUUUUGUGGAGAUUCCAUUGAGACAUCAAUCAAGAAAGGUUUAAGAGCAUCCAGACUUGCUUUAGAGAGCUCUAAAAGCGUGUCUGAUCGUUUGAAUGCUCAAUCGAUUGAAAAUGAUUAA